AUGGGUGAUGCGGAGGCCCCUGAGGCCACUCGACUGCUGGAAGAGACGAAGCCAAGCUCCAAGGGUGAGGGGCUCGCAGAGCUUUGUAUGGUGGUCAUUGGCAUUGGCUACCUCUUUCCAAUCGCCGCCAUUUGGGCUGCCUUCGACUACUGGAAACUGCUUUUUCCUGAUCAAAAUGUGGAGUUUGCUGUGACGGCCUUGUACCAGGCAGGUUCCAUCUUGACGGUGCUUGCCUUGUCCUUCGUGGAGACGUUUCAGUUUGGGCCACGAAUUUUGGGAGGCUUUGCUGGGCAGUUCCUUUGCCUCUCAGUCAUCCUCGGGUUCAAGUGGCUCCGUUGUCCUCCCUCCCUUCUCUAUGACUUGCUGCUGGGUGUGGUGCUGCUUUGCUCGGUGGCCACGGGCUAUUUGGACUCCGCGCUGCUUUCGCUCUGCUCGCAAUACAGCUCCAAGAUGCAGGCGUAUUUGCAGAUCGGUUUGGGUUUUGGGACCCUGGUCUCCGUGGCUUAUCGCGACGUGACGAAGCUGGUGGCCUCAGAGGUCUCCGUGGCCUCGACGGUGUUCUUCGUGGUGGCCCUAGCCACGGUGCUGGUUUGUAUUUCCGCCUAUCGCUUGCUUAUGCUGCUGCCCGCCUCGCAGCACCUCCGCCUUCCACGCGGAACGUCGAGGGCUGACUACGGCGCAGCGUCUACCGACGGCGACGCCUCGGGUGAAAACGCGGUCGCCAAGGUCGAAAGCGGAGCGACGGUGGGAGCGGUGCUAUCAGUGGUGUGGUUCAAUCAGCUAGUGAUCUUUGGGAACUUCUUCCUCACGACCUUGUGCUACCCAGGCCUGAUCACUGCGAUUCCUUGCAAGCAGAUGAAGUCCUUGGAUGUGGACGAAUGGUUUCAAACAAUUCUCUUAACUGUGUUUGCCAUGUUUGACAUCGUGGCCCGCUUUUGCACGCACAUCCGCUUCGGCCUUGACCAUGGAAAUGUCCAGUACACGGUCCUCCUGCGAGCCCUCUUGGUUCCUCUUAUGCUGACCAGUGCUGUCGGAGCUACCAGCGAUUUUUGGUCCAUGGUGGCUGUCGCAGCCUUUGGCCUGUUGAAUGGCUACAGCGGAUCCUUGUCGCUGAUCGUGAUCAACGAGAUUCCCACGCUCACCGCCGAGCAACGGAAGACCUGUGGUCGAUUGUCGGCCUGUGCAGUGAACGGCGGACUGUGCCUGGGGUCAUUGGUUGCCUCUGCGAUGAGUACAAAGCUGCAGUUGGAUUAG
Molecule: messenger RNA, 1254 nt
Organism: Effrenium voratum
Lineage: Eukaryota; Dinophyceae; Suessiales; Symbiodiniaceae
Source: the annotation of a GenBank genome assembly